CCCUGGAGUGCCUCCCGGGUCCGCGACCGAGCGCUGCCUUCCACCUUCCUGACCCCUAGCCCUUCCUUCCCUCCUUCCCCCCAGCCUUCCGCUGUCGUUUAAGGCACCGCCGCUCCCGGAGGAGCUCCCGGCACCGUGAUGGGGUCUCGGGCCUCCACGUUACUGCGGGACGAAGAGCUCGAGGAGAUCAAGAAAGAGACUGGGUUUUCCCACAGUCAAAUCACUCGCCUCUACAGCCGAUUCACCAGCCUGGACAAAGGAGAAAAUGGGACUCUCAGCCGGGAAGAUUUCCAAAGGAUUCCAGAGCUUGCAAUCAACCCACUGGGGGACCGGAUCAUCAAUGCCUUCUUUCCAGAGGGAGAGGACCAGGUAAAUUUCCGUGGAUUCAUGAGAACUUUGGCUCAUUUCCGACCCAUUGAGGAUAAUGAAAAGAGCAAAGACAUGAAUGGACCGGAACCACUGAACAGCAGAAGCAACAAACUACAUUUUGCUUUCCGGCUGUACGAUUUGGAUAAAGAUGACAAGAUCUCCCGUGACGAGCUGUUACAGGUGCUACGCAUGAUGGUUGGUGUGAACAUCUCAGAUGAGCAGCUUGGUAGCAUUGCAGACAGGACCAUCCAGGAGGCUGACCAGGAUGGGGACAGUGCUAUAUCUUUCACAGAGUUUGUUAAGGUUUUGGAGAAGGUGGAUGUAGAACAGAAAAUGAGCAUCCGGUUUCUUCACUAAGGACACAGACCAAACUAUUCCUUGCUGUCUAGUAUUUAAGAACUGGAACUUCAAGAGUCCUCCUGUCCACCUGCCCCACCUCAUCCCUUCAUUCCCCUUCUCCUGAAGUACCACUGCUGCUGCAUGAUGACCCCAAAUGUCUGCCCUUCCAGACCCACCUUGUGUAUAAACCUGCCUUACAGAAGAGUA
Molecule: messenger RNA, 915 nt
Organism: Octodon degus (degu)
Lineage: Eukaryota; Metazoa; Chordata; Mammalia; Rodentia; Octodontidae
Gene: Chp1
Product: calcineurin like EF-hand protein 1
Exons: 7
Coding region: 139-726 (195 amino acids)
Molecular function (GO): calcium ion binding
Source: RefSeq, a predicted model, not a curated record